Notothenia coriiceps (black rockcod) is the source of this 349-nucleotide messenger RNA. RefSeq names its product tyrosyl-DNA phosphodiesterase 2b (gene tdp2b). The coding region runs from base 22 to 324 and encodes 100 amino acids. The record is from RefSeq and is a predicted model, not a curated record. The transcript is spliced from 2 exons. Gene Ontology annotation, molecular function: protein binding. NCBI's taxonomy places the organism in Eukaryota, Metazoa, Chordata, Actinopteri, Perciformes, Nototheniidae.
CCGCAAUAGUUGCUAUAAAAAAUGGCCUCAACAUCUGCCUCGGAAAAACCCUCAGUUUCUAAUGUGGAAGAAAACAGAAGUCGCCUGUGCAGUGAGUUUGCGGCCAUUACAGGAGCUGAUAGCGCGGUGGCUCAGUGCUACCUGGUGGAAAAUGAGUGGGAGAUGCAGAAAGCUAUGAACUCAUUCUUUGAGGCUGAUUUGGAGAACGUAUUUGAAGAAGACAUGUCAGAAGACAGUGAGAGCAGCUCCAAAAGAAAGAGACAGAAAAUGGAGGAAAAACCUCCAGCAGAAUGGUUAGUCUCCUGUCUUCUCUCCAGGCAUUAGCCGCUUUCACAGUACUGUCACCGUU